GCUUCUUUACUGGAUGGACCAUUGCGUCUGUCCUAUAUUAUGGUACCUGCUCCUUUACUGGAUGGAUCAUUCUGUCUGUCCUAUGUUAUGGUACCUGCUCCUUUACUGGAUGGACCAUUGUGUCUGUCCUAUGUUAUGGUACCUGCUUCUUUACUGGAUGGAUCAUUCUGUCUGUCCUAUGUUAUGGUACCUGCUUCUUUUCUGGAUGGACCAUUGCGUCUGUCCUAUAUUAUGGUACCUGCUCCUUUACUGGAUGGAUCAUUCUGUCUGUCCUAUGUUUAUAUGGUACAUGCUUCUUUACUGGAUGGACCAUUGUGUCUGUCCUAUGUUAUGGUACCUGCUUCUUUACUGGAUGGAUCAUUCUGUCUGUCCUGUGUUAUGGUACCUGCUUCUUUACUGGAUGGACCAUUGCGUCUGUCCUAUGUUAUGGUACCUGCUUCUUUACUGGAUGGAUCAUUCUGUCUGUCCUGUGUUAUGGUACCUGCUUCUUUACUGGAUGGACCAUUGCGUCUGUCCUAUGUUAUGGUACCUGCUCCUUUACUGGAUGGACCAUUGCGUCUGUCCUAUGUUAUGGUACCUGCUUCUUUACUGGAUGGACCAUUGCGUCUGUCCUAUGUUAUGGUACCUGCUUCUUUACUGGAUGGACCAUUGCGUCUGUCCUAUGUUAUGGUACCUGCUCCUUUACUGGAUGGACCAUUGCGUCUGUCCUAUGUUAUGGUACCUGCUUCUUUACUGGAUGGAUCAUUCUGUCUGUCCUAUGUUAUGGUACCUGCUUCUUUUCUGGAUGGACCAUUUUGUCUGUCCUAUGUUAUGGUACCUGCUUCUUUACUGGAUGGAUCAUUCUGUCUGUCCUAUAUUAUGGUACCUGCUUCUUUACUGGAUGGACCAUUGUGUCUGUCCUAUGUUAUGGAAACUGCUUCUUUACUGGAUGGAUCAUUCUGUCUGUCCUAUGUUAUUAUGUCUCCCACCACACAGUGGUGUAGGAGACAUAUUGAUUUACUCCAGUCUGUGUGUGUGUGUGUGUGUGUCUGUCUGUCUGUCUGUCUGUCUGUCACAAAGCUUGUCUGCACUCUAAGUCGAACAUUUCUCAUCCCAUUUUCACCAAACUUAAAAUGUGUUAGACCAUAAGACCUCUGCUAAGUUCGAUAACUAGCCAAAUCGGUCCAGGCAUAUUGGAGUUAUGGCCCUUGAAUUACCAAAAAUCGGCCUUUUUACUGUUAGUCGAACAUUUCUCAUCCGAUCUUCACCAAACUUGAACAAAAUGUGUUUGACCAUGAGGCCUCGGCUAAGUUCGAUAACUAGCCAAAUUGGUCCAGUCAUUUUGGAGUUAUUGCCCUUGAAUUACCCAAAUAUCGGCCUUUUUACUCCUGUCCGCACUCUAAGUCAAAUAUUUCUCAUCCGAUCUUCACCAAACUUGAACAAAAUGUGUUUGACCAUGAGACCUUGGCCAGAUUCGAUAACUAGCCAAAUUGGUCCAAGCAUUUUGGAGAUACGGCCCUUGAAUUACCGAAAAAUCAGCCUUUUUACUCUUGUCCGCUCUCUAAGUCGAACAUUUCUUAUCCAAUCUUCACCAAACUUGAACAAAAUGUGUUUGACCAUAAGACCUCAGCCAAGUUCGAUAACUAGCCAAAUCCGCCCAGGCACUUUUGAAUUAUGGCCCUUGAAUUACUGAUUGGAUCCACUCGUCCAGACCAUCUAAUUGGAUCCACUCGUCUAAACCAUCUAGAGAAACUAGACAUUUUUUAUAGGGGCAGUUGUGGGAGACAUGCGCUUUUCUCAAAAGCAUCUCUAGUGAUACCAUGUUUUUAGCAGAUGGAUCACGGCUUCACCCGUGCAGAAAUAUUUUCCUGUUCUCAGAAAAUCCAUGGAUUAUCUUGGGAUAUCCGGAGAUUCUUUUAGCAAGGCUGCAUAAAAGUCCUGAAGACAGGACUUUAACAUUAAAAGACAGGACUUUUGAUGGAAAAAUUGUCCUGUUCACAGGAAAAACACAGGACUUUUUCUUAAAGAUACAGAUUGAAAGAGACACCACCUCGGUAGCCUAGUGGUAAAGCGUCCGCUUCGAGUGCGGGAGGUCGUGGGUUUGAUCCCUGGCCGCGUCAUACCAAAGACGUAAAAAAUGGUACUAGUAGCUUCCUCGCUUGGCGCUCAGCAUUUAGAGGGUAGUACUAGGACUGGUCAGCCCGGUGUCAGUAUAAUGUGACUGGGUGGGGUAUCAUGUCAUGUGUCUACGGCGUGAUAUUCCAGUGAGGCAGCACUAUAAAGUUGAGCAUUGUGCUCACUGCUACAAGUAGACACCGUCGUUCAUAUGACUGAAAAAUUGUUGAGAAAGACGUUAAACCCGAAUACACACACACACACACACACACAGAUUGAAAGAUGGUAAUUAAUUUGAAACAUGAUCUUGUAAUGGUCUAGUAAGUUAGUUACAUCCUGAUGUUGAAGACCAAUGUUUUGGGAAAAACUGUAUCAUUAAGCACUUGUGCUGUGGUGUUGUUGGUGUUAACAGGAAUAUAUUCCAUAUUUGUGGUAAGUUAACAAAUUAUUUCUGUAUAAACUUUUAGAAAUAAUACUGAAUAUAUUCCUUCAUUUAAUGAUUUUACAAAACAAUACUGUUAAGUUAUUUAGAAAAGUAUUUUCCUUUAAAAUCAGUCGGAGCAUUAAAAAGUGAAAUGUGUUAGUACUGUUAAGAUUAUCUGUACAUGCUUAACCAAAGACAGAAUGAAAAUAGCUUUUUGCUCAAUAUGAAGCUCAUAAUUUGAUGUUUCUAGACUAAAUAGUAGUAUUUACACCUAGUUUUUUGCUAUGUAUGCACAUAUUUGAGCUUAUUUAUGAUGUGCCAAGAAAUUGAUACUUCUGCUAUGACAGGUUGUAUUGUUUCAAUGUACAUGAUGUAUGCUUUUUAACUAGAAAAUAUUUUUUAAUAUUUGGAAAUGAUAAUUCUUAUUAUUCUUACUGUAAAUAAAACUGAAAUUUAACAUUCAUUCAAUUUGUUAACUGUAUUUCCCGCCAAAGAGAAUUUCAAAUCAUGUUUACAUGGUAUCCAUUUACCUCACCUCACCUCACCUCACCUAUCCUCUUCACACCCAUUGGUGUAUAAGGCCUUUGUAUUCAUUUACAUGUCCUGGAAUUUCCUGAAGACAGGACAAUUGUCCUGAGAUUUCCUGACAUCAGGAAUACCUGGGAUUUCAUGAAGAUAGGAUAAUUUUCCUGAAAUUUCCUGACAUUAGGAAUUCCUGGGAUUUCCUGAAGACAGGAAAAUUGUCCUGGGAUAUCCUGACUUCAAGAAUUCUCAAGACAUUCCUGGGAUUUCCUGAGAACAGGACAAUAUAUACCUUUAUUUCCUGACAUAAGGAAAUCCCAGGACAUUCCUGGGAUUUUCAGGAUAGCAGGACAGCAUAGGUUUCUUGGAGUUCUGGUGUCCUGUUUUUUUCCUGUUCAUAGGAAAAUCCUGGAAUUGUCCCCUUCCCAUUUAAUGGCUGAAAUGUCACAGGACUAUCCCAGGAAUUCCUGAGAUAUUUUCAGGAUAUUAUCCCAGGAUAGUCCUGGGACUUCCUGGGAUAAUGCAAGGAUUUCCUGUUCCUUUUUCGCAGGAGCUGAGCCCUGUGUUAUGGUACCUGCUUCUUAAACAGAAGGCUGACUGCUUCUGUCCUGUGCUUCCAUACCCGGUUCUUUAGCAGCUCAUUGUUUCUGUCCUAUGUUUCAUUACCUACUGCUUCUUUUCUGAGUUAUUAGCCCACCAUCAUCAGAUGGUGGGCUAUUCAAAUCACUCUGCGUCCGUGGUCCGUCAUCCUUCCGUCCGUCUGUCCUUCCAUCCGUUAACAAUUUCUCGUUAUCGCAUCUCCUCAGAAACUACCAGGGGGAUUUUGACCAAACUUUGUCAGAAUGAUGUAUUGGUACCCUAGUUGUGUCCCGUUGAAAAUCAGACUGGUUCAAAAAAGUUUUAGUUAGUUAUGGCCCUUUGUUUAUUUCUAUAAUUUACAUAGAUUUAUAUAGGGAAAAACUUUGAAAAUCUUCUUGUCCAAAACCACAGAGCCUAGGGCUUUGAUAUUUGGUAUGAAGCAUCAUCUAGUGGUCCUCUAUCAAGGUGAUUCAAAUUAUUUCCCUGGGGUCUAAUAUGGCCACGCCCCGGGGGUCACAUGGUUUAUAUAGACUUAUAUAGGGAAAAACUUUGAAAAACCUUUGUCCAAAACCACAGGGCCUAGGGCUUUGAUAUUUUGUAUGUGACAUCAUCUAGUGGUCUUCUACUAAGAUUGUUCAAAUUAUCCCCCUAGGGUCAAAUAUGGCCUAGCCCCGGGAGUCACACGGUUUACAUAGACUUAUAUAGGGAAAAACUUUGAAAAUCUUCUUGUCCAAACCACAAAGCCUAGGGCUUUGAUAUUUGUAAUGUAGCAUCAUCUAGUGGUUCUCUACCAAGUUUGUUAAAAUUAUCCCCCUAGGGUCAAAUAUGGCCCUGCCCUAGGAAUCACAUGGUUCAUAUAGACUUAUAUAGGGAAAAGCUUUUACAAUCUUCUUGUCAAUAACCUACAGCAUUCAAAUUUGGACCACAUGUAUGGUUUUGAGUGGCAAGAUGAUCCUUGACAUGAGUUGACCUUGAUUUUGACCUAGUGACCUACUUUCACAUUUCUGUAGCUACAGCCUUCAAAUUUGGACCACAUGCAUAGUUUUGUGCACUGAAAAAAAAUUUGACCUUGACAUUGACCUAGUGACCUACUUUCACAUUUUUGAAGGUACAGGCUUCAAAUUUGGACCACAUGCAUAGUUUUGUGUUCCUAAAUGAAAUUUGACCAAGAUUUUGACCCAGUGACCUACUUUCACAUUUCUCAAGCUACAGCUUUCAAAUUUGGACCGCAUGCAUGGUUUUGUGUACCGAAACAAACAUUGACCUUUACAUUGACCUAGUGACCUACUUUCACAUUUUUGAAGGUACAGGCUUCAAAUUUGGACCACAUGCAUAUUUCUGUGUUCCGAAAUAAAAUUUGACCUUGAUUUUGACCUAGUGACCUACUUUCACAUUUCUCAAGCUACAGCCUUCAAAUUUGGACCGCUUGCAUAGUUUUGUGUACCGAAAUGAACUUUGACCUUAAGAUUGACCUAGUGACCUACUUUCACAUUUCUGUAGCUACAGGCUUCAAAUUUAGACCACAUGCAUAAGAUUGUGUACCGAAACAAACUUUGACCUUGACAUUGACCUAGUGACCUACUUUCACAUUUUUGAAGGUACAGGCUUCAAAUUUGGACCACAUGCAUAGAUUUGUGUUCUGAAGUGAAAUUUGACCUUGAUUUUGACCUAGUGACCUACUUUCACAUUUCUCAAGCUACAGCCUUCAAAUUUGGACCACUUGCAUAGUUUUGUGUACCGAAAUGAACUUUGACCUUAAGAUUGACCUAGUGACCUACUUUCACAUUUCUGUAGCUACAGGCUUCAAAUUUAGACCACAUGCAUAAGAUUGUGUACCGAAACAAACUUUGACCUUGACAUUGACCUAGUGACCUACUUUCACAUUUCUCAAACUACAGUCAAUAAGUCUUGAAAUUUGGAACACUCAAAAAUGGCACAUUGGUGGGCGCCAAGAUCACUCUGUGAUCUCUUGUU
Molecule: messenger RNA, 5593 nt
Organism: Mercenaria mercenaria
Lineage: Eukaryota; Metazoa; Mollusca; Bivalvia; Venerida; Veneridae
Exons: 1
Coding region: 14-1075 (353 amino acids)
Source: RefSeq, a predicted model, not a curated record